UCUCCCCCCAAUUCCUAGGGUUUGCGCUCCAUCGAUUUCUCUCCGAUGAAGGCGGAGGCCUCGACCUCCGGCGGCGCCGGCGACGGGAUCGGCCCGAAGAGGAGGGGCGCGGUCGGCGCCGUCGCCCCGGAGCGGCUCAAGGCCGUGAAGAGGGAGCGGUCGAGCAAGGCGGUGACCUCCGACGGCGCCGGGAUUGGCUCGGAGAGGACGGGCGCGGGUGGAGCCGCCGCCGCCGCCGCCGCCCCGGAGCGGCUGCAGGCCGUGAAGAGGGAGAGGUUGAGCAGGAACCGCGGGGAGAAGGAGCCGCCGCCGUCGUCGAGGGCGACGCAGCAAGACGACUCUGCUCGCAGGGUCCUGCGCUCCCACUACCUCGCCGUCAAGAACCUCAUCAACGACGAAAGAGAUGACUUGCUGAGGGCCGACUCGGAUAAGUUCGCUACCAUCAUCACUGAAGUGGAGAACUUGUAUGAACUAGUGCAGAAGCCAAGGGAGCAAGUGGCAGAUGCUGAGGCACUGUUAGAUAUUGCAAACACUCUGGUCAGCUCAGUGAAAUCAUACUCCAGUGAGGGCAUAACUCCAUCGGAUUUUGUGAAUUGCUUACUCAAGGAUUUCGGUCAGCCGAUGGGAGGCUUAGGAAACAGUGAAAAUGAUCGGGUCCCUUUUAACUGGAAGGAUUUAGGCGUAGGUGUUUCGCCCAUCUUUAGAAACUUCCGUGGCUGUUGUACCAUGCUUGGACCAAUGAAUACUCAGCUUAAGCAAAGGAAGGUUACUGUUCAUAGAAGACAUACGAGGCCCACUGAAAGUGCUCGCCCUGAGGAGAUUGAUGAUGCUGGGGUUGAAGAGAAGACAGAUACUGACAAGAACAUGUCAACAAUGUUUGAGAUCUUGAGAAGGAAGAAGCGUGUCGGACUUGAUAGCUUGAUUUUGAACAGACAGUCUUUUGCACAGACUGUUGAGAAUCUGUUUGCUUUGUCUUUCCUAGUCAAAGAUGGGCGAGCUGAAGUUAUUGUGGAUGAGAAGGGCAAUCACUUUGUUUCACCAAAAAAUGCUCCCAUUUCUAGUCUUGUUCUGUCUGGUGAAGUGGCUUACAAUCAUUUUGUAUUCAGAUUUGAUUACAGGGAUUGGAAGAUGAUGAUUAGCACGCUACCACAUGGAGAGGAGUUGAUGCCACAUAGAGAGCAGCAGAUCUGCUCGGUUGCUUCUCAAGCAGAUCCAGUGUCACGUAAUUCUCAAUCAGCAUUAACCACAACACCCAUUAGGAAACUGACUAGAAAUCGUGGUUUGGUCAUACAGGAAGAAUCGGUGGUUCAAGACUCUCCUGUAACUGAUGACGACACUUCAACAAGAGCUAAUGCCAUCCGAAAAUGUAAACGGAAACUUCAUUGAGGGGGCUUUUAUGGGAUGGUGGCUCAUGUCAAGACUCCUUCAGUGUUUGCAGCUCUAGUUUCUGCUGUUUUCGGUGUAUAUAGGUGGAUGGUCUAGGUUUUCCUUAGUGCGUAGUUCAAAGUGCAUACCUCUAUUCUUUUGGGAAAUUUUGUUAUUGACCGAGGUCUUUCUAUUGGUGUGUAUAUUUUAGGUUUCUAAAUCAUCUGAGGAUGCACUUUGUCGUGGUCUGUCCUUCUUCAAUCAGAAGAAUUGCUUAUGUGAACUCUUGUAUCGAAUGUCAAGAACAAGCCAUCCGAGUGAGUCUCUAUAUUUUAGUUGCUGACUCGCCGAGGCCUUUCUGCUUUA
Syzygium oleosum is the source of this 1731-nucleotide messenger RNA. RefSeq names its product non-structural maintenance of chromosomes element 4 homolog A. Gene Ontology annotation, cellular component: Smc5-Smc6 complex; nucleus. The transcript has 7 exons. The coding region runs from base 46 to 1386 and encodes 446 amino acids. Gene Ontology annotation, biological process: DNA repair. Lineage: Eukaryota; Viridiplantae; Streptophyta; Magnoliopsida; Myrtales; Myrtaceae. The record is from RefSeq and is a predicted model, not a curated record.